AUUGGUUUCACGUAGCAAGCAAGCAGCAACCGUCCGUCUGGUUGUGCAGGUGCCCCUGCCCUCUGUCUGCCCGAGUGCCGAGCUUGUGUGUGUGUGUGCCACCGACACCAGAUGUUGGAAUGGCGAACGGCAAGGCACUCGGACAGCCACAGGGCAGCGGGACACGACACACGCGCAGACAGACGACACACACAGAGAUGCUGUGCUGUGCUGCUACCUACCCUACACUCAGACAGACAGACAGACACCUAGCAGCCCCUCGACGGCAGAGCUCAGCUGCACACAGCCGACAGACAGAUAGAUGAGAUGGGUGGCUGGCUGGAUGGACACGCACCACUUCACGGAAUGCACCAACCGGCCCCGCUGCCUCGGUAUGAUUGAUGUUCGUCUCUCUCUCUCUCUGUGUGUGUGUGUGUGUGCGUGCGUUGCGCUAAGGACACCGGACACCUCUCUCUGUCGGUCUGUUUCUAUCUACGUGAAUGAAAUGAUGACAUGUCUGUCCAUCCUGACGGUCCGUGUGGCCCACCCAACACGGACCACCAGCAGCUGAGCUAGCCACGCAUGGAUCCGAUCCGUCCAGGCAACCAAAACACCAACCAGCGCACACAGGUACAGACAGACAGACAGGCAGGCAGGAAGGUAGCAUAGCAUACCAGACAUACACCCACUUCAACACCACUCACUCACGCCACACCACACCCCACCCCGGCUGGCUAAGCACCUCACUCACUCAGGCCCCUCCCCGUCAUCCCUCUCUCUAUGCUAUGCUACACAUCACAUCCACCCCCGUCGGUGUGUGAGUCGACCCAUCUGUCUAUCUAUCGCCCCCCAUACCCCCGCCCUCUCUGCAUGCCGCCCCUGCCGCGCAUCAUCAUUCCGCCCCCGCCCCCGCCGCCCCGCUGGUUGCUGUAGGGGUUGCCCGCAGCAGCACUGGCCGCCGUGGCGUGAGUGGGGCGGUCGUCGCCCGACCGCUCCCACACAUCCUCGUCUGCCGUCUGGUACACGGUGCCGUCACGCUCCAGCGCCUUGAGCACACCCACCACACGACUCCCUGACACACACACACACACACACACACACACACAGAGAGAGAGAAAGGAGGGAUCCACACACGUGUGCUCAAGCGUGUCCAGUGUUGUGUUGUGUUGUGUAGUGUAGUGUAUGUGUUCAACCUCGCUUAGCUUACGGUUCAUGCCGCUGAACUGGCUGGCCAGCUGCUGGACCAUGCUGUCGACGUGCACCUGGCCUGCCUCAGGGACCAGGAUGUCCAGCAGGGCCGCCUGCACAUCCGGGGGGUUCCCAUACGGCAGGCCUCGAGCCGCCCCACCACCCGCUACCCCGCCCCGCCCGCCCGCACCAUUCAUCUGAGGGCCCGUACCCAUGCCACCGCGGCCACGGCCAGGAGGAGACGGUCCGCCGCGGCCACCACGCUGCUGCUGCUGCAUACCGCCUCGCCCGCCCCCGCCCCCGCCGCCGCCACCCCCUGCUGCUGCUGCCGCAGCUGCCGCUGGCGCUGGGUCUGGUUUCUUGUUGGGGUUGUUUGGGUGUGUCUCCCACUGGGACCGAGUGAUGGCGUGGUCAGGGCAUGUCAUCUGCACGUGGACGUGGGCGCACUCGACGAGGUGGUAGCCGACGUCGGUGAUGUCGUUGUUGGGGACGGGGCGGAUGCUCAGCAGCUGCAGGUAGGUGUUGCCCGCGCCACCGCCCCAGCUCUUGAGUGUCCCCACACACCGUACCAGCAUCGUGUCCUCCUCGAUCUGCUUGGCCUCCUCGCCGUCCGACGACACGAAGCGCUUGCCCUGGACGAGGGCGCCCGUGUGGUCGUCGAGGGUGUAUGUGAUGUGGUUCUGGUCGCGCUUGAUCUGCCGCACCACGCCCACGAUCUCGAGGAUGGGGUCGCCCUGCACCCCGUUGAUCUCGAUCGCCUGGUCGGUCGCCUGGGACCGCUCCACCGCCUGGUGCACCAUGGCACACGUCACAGGGAUCCACCCCGACUCACGUCCGUCGCCACCACCACCACCACCCCCUCCGCCGCCGCCACCAUACCCACUGCUGCGGCCGCCCCCUCCCCCUCCCCCCUGCUGGUAGCCGCCCUGCUGUGCGCUGUCGUCGUAUCCGCCGCCUCCGUAGGCGUCAUAGCCGCCUCCUCCUCCGUCACCUUGGUCGUCGUCAUAGCCCCCGUACGUGUCGCCGAAGAAGGCCAUGAGAUCUGUGGGUGGGCAGAUGGGCGACAGACAAGACGAAGUGGAUGCAUGGGUUGAACCAGCCUUGUGCGUGUGGCCAGCCAGAUGUGUUCGCCUUACUUUACUGGAGAUGCGAUGCUGGCGCAGAUAACGAGAACGAGUCCUCGUCAACACGCACGCGGCUGGUGCGCAAAGAUCUGUGGGCAAGAGAGAAGCCACAGAAUGCAGGAUGGAUGGAUAGAUAGAUCUGCUGGUGGGUGUCUUGGCUCGCUGCUCAUGCAUUCCUUCCUCCUCACCUAUGCGGUCGGUAUCAGCGAGAUGCAGCCAAGUACUUUUGAGCGCAAUGGAUGCUGCAGCUGCAAGUUCUUGUCUGGCGGUCCCUCUCUUAUCGCCCUGCGACGCACAAGCUACCGGCCUGGGGC
Molecule: messenger RNA, 2605 nt
Organism: Vitrella brassicaformis
Lineage: Eukaryota; Vitrellaceae
Source: the annotation of a GenBank genome assembly